This is a messenger RNA of Ilex paraguariensis (yerba mate), 438 nucleotides long. NCBI's taxonomy places the organism in Eukaryota, Viridiplantae, Streptophyta, Magnoliopsida, Aquifoliales, Aquifoliaceae. The record is from the annotation of a GenBank genome assembly.
AUGGAGAAUUGUUGGCGGUAUAAUGUCGUACUAACACUGUACUUGCCACUGAUCGCAAUUUUAACGAUCACACAAUCAAAAGGUAGAGAACUCCGGCCAUCGGAACAUGGGCUACCACACCAGCAAACACUAGCAACAACGAAACAAAACGACCCAGAAAUGCUCUCCUUCUUUUCCGCAGCAGCCCCGAAUGUGCCUUUGCCGGAAGCAAGAAACACGAGCGACCAAUCAUGGUGGAGCACCACCGUUGGCGGCGGCGGCAGUGGUGGUGGUCGUGGUAGUGGUGGUGGUGGGGAUCAUGUGAGGAGAGCGUUGUUGGUGGCCAGCUUGGUGUGUGGAGUCACGGGUGUCGUUUUGCUGGUUGUCGCGGCAUAUGUUUAUGUCUUUCGGUUUAAAAAGCAAAAGAGAUCAUCUUCAACACCAUCAUCUGACAAGUAG